AUGGAACAAGCAAACUGGAUCGACCAUCAACAGUUUGGAUUCCGGAACUACAAAUCCACAACAGACUACCUCGCAAGACUUGAAGCGGACGUCUGUGAUGCAUUUGUCAAUAAAAAUCACUUAUUAGCAGUUUCACUGGACAUCGAAAAGGCUUUUGAAAUGGUAAGCAAAGAAAACGUUAUCGAAAUACUCGAAGAACUUGAGCUCAAUGGCAACAUAAUCGCUUACAUCAGUAAUUUCCUCCACCAAAGAAAAAUUAUGGUCAGGUUCAAAAAUACCCUAUCAGAUCCUGCAGAAACUGUUAAUGGAGUACCAACUGGCUCAGUACUGAGUACUGUACUCUUCAUAGUCUCAAUUAACUCAAUCCUAACGAGAAUUAUUCCUCCAGCAAAAGCAUACUUGUAUGCUGACGAUCUCACCAUCACUUGUCCCGGAAAGAACAUCAAAAUCAACAAUCAACGAAUAACCAAGACCGAAGAAAUAAAGAUACUAGGACUAGUCUGGGACAGCAAACUUACUUGGGCAGCUCACAUCAAGAACCUUGAAGCCGAAUGUCAACGUAGAACAAACAUAAUAAAAAUACUAGCAUCUAAACACUGGGGGUCGGCAUCUCAAAUCCUAAUCAAUACUUACAAGGCCCUCAUCGAAUCAAAGAUUAAUUAUGGGGCGGAAAUAUACGGCUCAGCAAUUAGCUCCAACCUUAAAACUCUUGACACUAUUCAAACAACAGCACUAAGGCUUGCAAUCGGAGCUUUCCGAACAAGUCCUACAACGUGCAUCUUAGCAGAAGCCAAGGAAAUCCCUCUGAGACUCGAACGAAUAGAAUUGUCCAUCAGGUUUAUGACGAAAACUUUAGCAGAGAAUCCCAAUCUUAUCACUAACAACAACCAUCUCAACAUCGAAUAUCAAAAGCACCCCAACACCCCUAGGCCCCUUCGGAUCAGAAUACAAGACUACCUAACUGAAACAAACUUAACACUACCAAAAACUUUCAAAAGACAAUUGCAUCCUAUCGCCCCAUGGGAAACGAUAGAAAUAAUUUCGGACUAUAACCUUAACGAAAGAGACAAGAAUAUCACCACUGCGAAAACCUUCCAAGCACUCUUCCAGGAAACUAAAGAAAAGUACAGCAAUCAUUUAGAAUUCUACACAGACGGAUCCAAAACCAAAACAAGAACAGGAUACGCCGCUAUCAACGAAGACAAUGUAGAAGCCUCCAAGUUACCGGAUACCUACUCCAUUUCUUCCUGUGAAUUAUAUGCAAUUAUGAAAGCACUCCAACUAGGAACAAAAGAAAACAAAAACAUCGUAAUCUACACUGACUCUAAAUCCAGCAUUCAAGCGAUCGAAGACCAAUUCUCAACAAACCCUAUCGUACAUCAAAUACAACAAAUCAUAUACGGGCAGAAUGCGACAAAGGUAAUAUUAGUCUGGAUACCAUCGCAUCAAGGCAUCACCGGAAACGAAAAAGCAGACACAGAAGCUAAAAACGAAACAAGAAUAAUUCAAGAAGACUCUAUAGCACCAACGACUUGGAUAGAUUGCAAAAACUACAUAAAGAAGGCUGUACAAAAACACUGGGAAAACCAAUGGAACCUUAUACCCAAAACAGACAACCAAACAACACUAAACUACGAAACCGAUAAUCAACCAAACUUCAACAGAAAUCGGAGAGAACAAACCAUUAUAACGAGAAUUAAAAUUGGAUAUACAAAACUCACACACUCAGACCUAAUGGAAAAAUCAAAUAAACUCAUCUGCCCAAGCUGCAACACAACGAAUAACAUCAAACAUAUACUAAUAGAUUGCAAUUUAUAUAACCACCAGAGAAUGAAAAACCGACUUCCACUUAAGGGGGUAUUCUGGUCUAGAAGCCUAAAUUUUAGGCAUUUUUCAAACUAA
Cotesia glomerata is the source of this 1902-nucleotide messenger RNA. RefSeq lists its product as uncharacterized. The record is from RefSeq and is a predicted model, not a curated record. Gene Ontology annotation, molecular function: nucleic acid binding; RNA-DNA hybrid ribonuclease activity. The transcript has 2 exons. Bases 1 to 1902 code for a protein of 633 amino acids. Lineage: Eukaryota; Metazoa; Arthropoda; Insecta; Hymenoptera; Braconidae.